GUUACAACAGGCUCAAACUGACUGCCCACACGGGUGCACUUUGCGAGUGGAGUACUCUAAUUUCUUCUGCUUACUCUUAGAUGAUGCUGAUCUUGAAGCUGUGAGCCAUAGACAAUGUGUAUACUGCUUAUAACCAACGCGCAUCCUCAGUUCCCCUUCAUACUGUGUUCCAAUAGGGACGAGUUUUUAGCCAGGCCUACGCACACAGCGCACCAGCAUGUGUACAACGGCAUGGCGGUCUUCUCGCCUCAGGACCUUGCUCGUGUGGAUCACGGCACAUGGAUAGCGUUGAAUCCACAAACCGGCCAGCUGGCCGUUCUGGUGAAUUACAGAGAGGGCCCUAAGCUCACGGUCAACCCUGUGUCUAGAGGAGUUCUUCCUUUGGAGUACGUGACCAGUUUGAAGAGGUCGAGGUGUGGGUUCUUGAACGAGCUGAGGGCAAAGUUCGGCAGCGACGUACUUGAGGAUAUUGGCGGGUUUAGCCUGAUGUUUGGUACGAUAGGCGGGUCGUUUGACGUUGUGAGUAACAAGACAGCUGAUGAUUUCAAGGUGUUCGUGGAGCCUGGCGAAGUUCAUGGCUUGAGCAAUUCCAAGUUUGACCAGCCAUGGGAGAAAGUUAACAUUGGAGAGCACAAGUUACGAGAGGUGUUGGACAUGGGGAUAACGAACAAGGACGAGCUGGUUGAAGAACUGUUCAAAGUGUUAAGUCUUGAUACGAUGAGAAACAUCACCAACGAUUACGAGGCAAACUACCGCAACAUUGAAAACAGCAUUUUCAUCCCUCCUCUACUUGUGAGGGACUACACCAGAGGGAACGUACUGGCUGGGAAGUACUACGGGACGAGAACCCAAACCGUCAUAUUGCAGGAUUUGAAAGGCUCAAUAACCUAUAUUGAAAGGAAUCUCCACUCCAGCGAUGAUCUCGAAGAAAAGCCACAACAACGCUCAUUUGAAUUCACAAUCCCAAACGUUACGAAGUCCUAUUUCCACUAAUCACAAGAGGAGCUCUAGCUUCCCAAUAGUGACUCGUGCAAACUCCAUACUCUUUGAAACGCAGAAACUAUGCGUGUAUUCCUCUGUCAUCAAUACAUCAACAUCUAUGCCCUCUGUCUCCGUGAACAUCUGCACCAAUCUAUCGCGUGUAGAGUCCUUGAUCCAGUGAUCUCCCUCAGUGAACACACACCAUAUAUCUCCACUUGUCUGCACAAACCACUGCGAUUGGUAUCCCCAAAGGUCACGGAUCGUACCCAUCUCCUCUGUUGCCAACCCCAGAGCCUGCCUUAUGAACCCAGGGCUUGUCACCAACAGAUUGGUACACUGGAUACUGUCCUCAUUCCCAUCUUUAAGGACGGUAUGUAGUAGGGAGGUCAUCCAUCUAGUUGGAAUGUACUGUGUCAAAU
Williopsis jadinii is the source of this 1400-nucleotide messenger RNA. RefSeq lists its product as uncharacterized. Gene Ontology annotation, cellular component: Golgi apparatus. The transcript has a single exon. The coding region runs from base 115 to 993 and encodes 292 amino acids. Gene Ontology annotation, biological process: Golgi organization; protein secretion. Lineage: Eukaryota; Fungi; Ascomycota; Saccharomycetes; Phaffomycetales; Wickerhamomycetaceae. The record is from RefSeq and is a predicted model, not a curated record.